This is a messenger RNA of Scomber japonicus (chub mackerel), 1216 nucleotides long. RefSeq names its product caspase-1-A-like. Lineage: Eukaryota; Metazoa; Chordata; Actinopteri; Scombriformes; Scombridae. Gene Ontology annotation, molecular function: cysteine-type endopeptidase activity. The record is from RefSeq and is a predicted model, not a curated record. The coding region runs from base 56 to 1216 and encodes 386 amino acids. The transcript is spliced from 8 exons. Gene Ontology annotation, biological process: proteolysis; regulation of apoptotic process.
ACAGGCGGGAAGACGUUUAGGUGUAAAAGAUUGGCGUUUUGGAGUUUUAUGAACAAUGGCAGACAAGGAACUUGCCAAAGUGAGGACUAAGUUCGCAGAGGGAGUGAACAAAGCAGUUAUUAAGCAGCUCCUGGAUGACAUUUUAGAGGAUGGCAUCGUGAAUGAUGGAGAGAAAGACUCCAUACUUGAGGAGAACGUUACUAAGACAGACAAGGCACGUGCCCUCAUUGACACAGUGAGGAAGAAAGGAGAUGAAGCCAGCAGGACGCUCAUUGCUCGUCUUUCUAAGAGAGAUCCUACACUUUACCAAAACCUGGGUCUGACGUCUGGUCAAUGUUCUCAGCCAGCUCCCGAGCCCCUGAAAGAUGAGUGGUCAACCACACUCAAACCAACAACAGAUGCUUUCUGGAGAGAGAAACAGAAUGAUAGAAGAACUUACAAUGUGACCAAAGAGACCAUCAAGAGUCGUGUGGCUCUGCUAAUCACUAACAUAAAGUUCACUGAGGUGGCAAUGAACAGAAAGGGAGCAGAGAAAGACGAGGAGAACAUGGACAAACUGCUCAAAGCGCUGGGAUACGAGGUGGUGAAGUACACAAACCUCACUGGAAAGGAGAUCGAAGAAGCUGUAAUUAAGUUCUCUAAACAUCCAAAGCUGAAAGAGACAGACAGCGUGUUUGUGGUUAUCAUGUCUCACGGGGAACAGGGAGCUGUCCUCGGCCGCAACUAUAAAAAGGGCGAUACAGAAAGAGAAAAGGACAAGUUCCCCAUUGAUGACAUUUUUAAACACUUGGCCACAACCCAUUGUCAAGAUCUGCUGGAUAAACCCAAGAUCAUCAUCAUCCAGGCCUGCAGAGGAGAAAGGGACGGAUCUGUGCUUGUUAGUGAGGCAGCUGUGGUCAGUGAUGAUGCACGACAUCCAGACCUAUCACUGCAGGCUGAUUCUUUGCGCAGUGCACCCAGAGAAAAAGACUUCAUAUGUUUUCUUUCUUGCACUCCUGAUACUGUCUCGUAUAGACAUACAGACAAGGGGUCUUUUCUAAUCCAGUAUAUUGUUGAUGCACUGAACACCUUUGCACAUAAGGAUCACAUUGACGAACUUUUCACAAGAGUCGCGCUACGCUUUGACGAGGACUUCCGCUAUCUGAACAUAAGCCAGAUCCCAACCAAGGAGAGAUGCACUCCCACAAAGCACUUCUAUCUCUUUCCCGGCCUCUGA